AUGUCAACAAAAGACAAGAGUAACAAAGCUCGUGAUGAAUCCAUGAAUCAACCUUCACCAACGCCUCCAUUUUUAUCAAAUUACAAAUGGUGGUUGGUGUCUUUUGUUUUUAUUUUAAUUAUUUCGUUUAUUGUUCAACGUCCAAAAAUUGAUCAAAAGAGUUCAAUACAAAAAGAACGUUUAUUUACACCAGAUGAACUUCAAUCAUAUACUAAAGAUGAAUUGUAUUUAGCUAUUUUAGGUCGUGAUGCUUCUCGAGGUUUUCAUACUGGUGGUACAUCAGCAGAAGAUCUUACUGAUGAUUUAACUGGAUUAACUGACGAAGAUAUUGCUGGAAUAUAUGAUUGGUUAACAUUCUAUCAAAAACAAUAUCCACAAAUUGGUAUUUUUAGAUUUUAUAAUUCGUUUAAUAAAAAUGAAGAAAAAGAGCUCUUUGAACAACAAUGGCCACCAUGUAAUAGUGAAUGGUCACACGAUGCUGGUAGGCGAGUAUGGUGUACAGAAAAAAGUGGUGGUAUAGAACGAACAUGGGCUGGUGUACCUCGACGAUAUUUUGAUAGUGCAACAAAAACUGAACGAUGUGUUUGCGUACAAAAUACGGAUGAACAAAACGGUCGAUUCAGACAAUAUAAAGAUUGUUUGCCGACAAGUAUUGAAUGUAAAAUAUUAGAUUAG
Messenger RNA from Rotaria sp. Silwood2, 675 nucleotides. NCBI's taxonomy places the organism in Eukaryota, Metazoa, Rotifera, Eurotatoria, Philodinida, Philodinidae. The record is from the annotation of a GenBank genome assembly.